GAAUACGAGUAUAUCUAUAUUAAUAUCUCGCAAUAGUAUGGGAUUGGUCUCUGCACUUUUUAUCAGUAUAAGUUGUGAAUUCUUAUUAACAGCUGCUGCCGUUGGUGGAUAUGCCACGUAAAACUUCCACGUCACGGUAUUGGAGGCCUCCACCGGAAAAUCAGGGCACAGGUGGAGCAGGUAAUUGCACUUAUUGCGGAAAGGAAAAAGAAGAAAAUCACGAUAAAACCAAGAAUCAUAUGAGUGCUGUCAAAAAACUAUUUUGCCACUUUUGUGGUGUUCAGCUUUCAUCAGAUUCUGACCUCCAAAAACAUAGCGACACAGAAGAUCAUAAUAUAAAAGUUAAUAAAAGACACCCAAAUCAAACUCUAUUCAUAAUGGAAGGUCCGGAGGUACAAUGGAAUCCGGAGGUAGAAUUAGAUCUAAAAUUACGUAAGCUAGUUUACAAUCUAUAUUAUUCAAAUACACUGCGUUACGAAGUCAGUUUGGAAUAUCUAAAGUAUUAUCAACAAGAGAUCACAUUGAAAGAAUAUUGGUGGUUAUAUAAGUACAUACGUAUAAUAUUUUAUAAAAUUGUUGUACCUACCCGGAUUGAUUCUCCUCUGCUGAUACUUCUGAAAGAAGACCUAAAACUUUUGCAUAAGCGUGAGCAUACGAACAAUUUAAGAAUUAAUGUUCUGAACGAAAUGGUAAGUCUGAUAAGCUCAUUGAACAAACCUAAACGUAUGUUGCCAUCAACUCUACAAAAAGAUAUUAUCGACCUUGUAAAAAAGUGGAAUAAUAACUUUUCAAAGAUUAAUAAGUCUUUGGUCUGUGAGGAGUAAAAAUUUCCAAUAUGUUUUGUAUCCUGCGAUUGUUUCUAUAUUUUUUUAAUUUCAUUUUACAUUUUAAUUUUUUCUAUUGUUAUUUUAAUUCGUUCAGUUAACCCGUUAUGUUAAGUUUGUAUUACGUAAUUGUUUUAAAUAUUUUGAUUGUUAACCUUUUAUUAUUUUCACCUAUCAUUCUUUAUGUUAAACUAACUAUUAUAAGUUUAUAUUACAUUACUUUAGUUUGAUCUAUGUAUACUAUUUUUUAAUUAUUCUAAAUAAAACGUUAUAUCAU
Messenger RNA from Sitophilus oryzae (rice weevil), 1101 nucleotides. RefSeq lists its product as uncharacterized. Lineage: Eukaryota; Metazoa; Arthropoda; Insecta; Coleoptera; Curculionidae. Bases 111 to 824 code for a protein of 237 amino acids. The record is from RefSeq and is a predicted model, not a curated record. The transcript has 2 exons.